Messenger RNA from Asparagus officinalis (garden asparagus), 391 nucleotides. Its product is annotated as metal tolerance protein 5-like. The record is from RefSeq and is a predicted model, not a curated record. Lineage: Eukaryota; Viridiplantae; Streptophyta; Magnoliopsida; Asparagales; Asparagaceae. Gene Ontology annotation, cellular component: membrane. The transcript is spliced from 3 exons. Gene Ontology annotation, molecular function: manganese:proton antiporter activity. Bases 13 to 315 code for a protein of 100 amino acids.
UUUGCAUCUGUUAUGGCAACUCUUUGUCUCCAGAUUAUAUUGGAAUCAGUGCGCUCAUUAGUAUCAGAUGAGGAUGGAUUCAGCUUGACCAAGGAGCAAGAAACUUGGGUGGUCAACAUCAAUGGGCUUGUGGCUGCACUUCUUGCCAAUUAUGUAAAGUAUUGGAUUGACCCAGUUGGAGCUAUGAUCGCUAUAAGACACAUCGACACAGUUCGAGCCUACACAUUUGGAUCGCACUACUUUGUGGAGGUUGACAUUGUGUUGUCAUCGGAGAUGCCACUUAGAGAAGCUCAUGAUAUUGGCACUGAUUUUUGAAAGGGGAGAGCCUGUUACUGUCAUUGGGAUUCAUUUAGUAGGAUUUGUUGAGAUAUUGGCACUGAUUUGUUGAGAA